AUGUUACGCAUAUCCGGCCGGCCGUUCGCUUGCCGGACAUGUAGCAAGCUGUCACAACUGCCGUCCUUGCGGCCCAGAGUUGUGAACUCGCCAUGUCUGGCGACACACUCAGGAAAAUGGUUUGCAACGCAACCCAAUGAAGCAAAGGGGCAGAGGUUUGGAAAAGACAGCAUUCCAUCCUCUCUAUCUCCCAGCCCAGAACGGAUAGCUGAGUUACCCGUCAGGGAAAGGCUACAGUACUGGGCGCAAGAGAACGAUAGUAAAAAGGCCCCAAAGAUGCUUUCGGACGCCAAUCUUUAUGGAGCCAUGUCGAAUCACAUGAGCCGCACGCAAACUUCAAAAGCCACUAGCCUGAGUAACCUGAGAGCUGGGCCAGCUGGGUCCCAGACUGGCUCGGCCAUGGAAUUCAACCUUGGACGUGAUGAGCACUCGAUUGUGGGAACAGAUACAUCUAAACCGGGAGACAUGGUUGAACUACGAAACUCCGGCUCGCGCAUGCCGCUGCUGGCGAUCUAUCUCGGCUACUAUGGGGACAGAAACCAUUUCUACGCUUCCAAUGGUGCCUGGAACAUGUCUAGGGGCUUCUCGUCCCUCUUUACAGUGUCUAAUUUCGUCAAGGCUGAGGAGCUGGAACCGAUUCUAUCGAAGCUAGCUGCAGAUGCAACUGUGGAAGACUUUGAAAAGAUGAAGGAGGAGGAAAGCGGACCAUCGCGAGAAGAUGCAAAGAUCUUGAUUGAUAAGAUGGACGCUUUUCGGGCUGAGGCUGAGGCUGUCUACCAGCGAAAUUUGCCGAAUCUUGAUGCUGCGCACAAACUGCUCUCUUCUACGAAUCGCGUUCGGUAUAUGAGCCUGUUCCAAAUGGCCAACACGCUGCUGCCCGAAUCUAUGCAGGUAGAUGGCGAGGUCCCGCCCGCCGCGCUGUAUGCCGUCCACACGGCUCUGACCCGCAAUGAGUUUGGCUUCCAGCCCAUCAGCUCCUCUCGUGCGCUUCACAGGCGAGACCAGUUAUACGAGAUCUUUCCACUCGAUCAGACUAGCAUUGUCGAGAAGGUAAACCUGCUGAUACGGCAAUACACUGUUGCCACAUCCAAGAGCACGCUCACCGGCAGCAAUCCUGAACUGUACAAGACAGCGUUGGGAAAGUUUAUCGAGCAGGCUCGCACUGCUGUAGAAAACAGCCGCAAGAUUCGCGAAAUCACCCCAUACGGAAUUCUGAAGCCUUCUAGUGGCGGUACCAUCCCGAAAACAGAUUGGCUACCUGUCAGCAAAGAUGUCAUUCUAUUUCUUGAGCUGUGGGCUAGCUAUGGACUUUUCGAAUCCAGUGCGCGGCUGCACUCGAACGGUGCCAUGAUCUUGAGGGCACUCGGGGUGUACGACAACAUGCCACUCAACCAGACUGCGGCAUGGACAUUUCUGCAAGAGAUUGGACAUAUUAUGCCUUGGGAAAUCCCGUCUCGCUACAAAGUGCGCUCCCCUGGCACCGAAAUUGUACCGGGCUCGGGCUUGAAGCGCGAUGAGCCGAGCAUUGAGGCGUCUAGAAGGACCGACAUUGCAGCCGACGCCCGUCAGGAUGUGACUGCUCCCGUGUUCUGCAUUGAUGCCACGAGUACAAGAGUCAUUGACGACGGCAUCUCAGUGGAAAGGACCGAGAACGAAAAGGAGUUUUGGAUUCAUGUACAUGCAGCUGAUCCGGCGUCUGGAAUAAAGCCAAACUCGGAACUAUGCAAGUUUAUGGAGCUUAUCCCAGACAACAUCUACCUUGCCGGUCACUUUCAGGCUAUGCUGCCGGCCGAGCUUGGGGGCGCAGUUGGUGAGCACGCGUCGAAAAGCCUCGUGAAGGAGUACUCCUUGCAGCAAGACUGUCCUGCACUCACUUUCAGCGCCAAGGUGAAUCGUCGUGGCGAUGUUCUUGAUUACAAGGUUCAGCCAAGCACGCUUCGCAAUGUUAUCUACAUGGAGCCAGACGAUGUAUCGCGAUUCUGCCUGGAGCGACAACCAAAGCUUGCCCACGGUACAGAGCUCGCAGUGGGACAAAAGCCAUCAAGCUCCGACUAUGAACCGGAGCGCAAGAUGAUACUUGCUCGGAAUCUAGACCAGGCGCAACAGGACGACGUGCUGCUGCUUUACGAGCUUACAAAGGCAAUCAAGGAAAAGCGACUUGAAAAGGGAGCAUGGCCGUACUUUUUCCCACGGCCCGCCGUCACGGUGCAGUUUGACAAGACUCCGCCGACUGCCAACGCUGAUGAAAUCGCCGUUCCAGCCGACCCUUAUAUCCAUGUCGGUUUAGAGUCGAGCAACGGAUCGGCGCUGGUGAGCAAUUCAAUGGUACUGGCUGGCGAAAUCGCCGCCCGCUGGUGCGCGGACCGACAAAUUACUGUGCCCUACCGGAGAGACGCCAAUAUGGGCGUGCAGCAGGAGGAGGCGUUGGCAUAUGCGCAGGGUGAGAUGUAUCCGCUCAUCCAAAAGGGUGUCGAGCCGACCAUGUCGCAGCGGGUCGAGCUGGGGCGGCUCACCGGUGGCAUCGAGCUCGCGCCACAGCCGGGGCCAUACUUCUUGCUAGGCCUCGACAUGUACGCCAAGGCGACGUCGCCGCUGCGGCGGUUCGGCGACCUGGUGGUGCACUGGCAGGUUCACGCGGCGCUGGCGCACGAGCGGGCGACGGGCCGGAGGCUGAACCCGGCGCGGGACAAUCUCGACGAGGUGCUGGCGUUUUCGCGGCAGCAGCUGGCGGACACGCUGCCGCUGCUGCAACUGCGCGAGAAGCUGGGCCGGGCGGUGAGCCGGGGGACGUCGGACUGGAUGGUGAUGGCGGUGGCGCGGGCGUGGCGGUACGACAAGACGCUGCCGCCGCGCAUCGUCUUCACGGUGGACAUGCCGCUGCGCGAGGGCCUGCUGGGCCACCUGGACCUGUUUGGCCUCGACGCCAUCAUGGACGUGGACGGGCUGGACAAGCACAUGCUGAUCAACGAUGUCAAGGUGGCCGACCGGUUCGAGGUGGCGAUCGCAGACGUGAAUGUGCACGCGGGCCAGAUUCUCGUCAAGGCCCUACGGCGUCUCGGGCCAACGGCUAACCGAGGCGACGACGACGGUUCACACCCAACGCAGUAG
This is a messenger RNA of Akanthomyces muscarius, 3108 nucleotides long. RefSeq lists its product as uncharacterized. Gene Ontology annotation, biological process: mRNA catabolic process. The record is from RefSeq and is a predicted model, not a curated record. Bases 1 to 3108 code for a protein of 1035 amino acids. Gene Ontology annotation, molecular function: 3'-5'-RNA exonuclease activity; RNA binding. NCBI's taxonomy places the organism in Eukaryota, Fungi, Ascomycota, Sordariomycetes, Hypocreales, Cordycipitaceae. The transcript is spliced from 2 exons. Gene Ontology annotation, cellular component: exosome (RNase complex); P-body.